Molecule: messenger RNA, 1812 nt
Organism: Drosophila ficusphila
Lineage: Eukaryota; Metazoa; Arthropoda; Insecta; Diptera; Drosophilidae
Gene: bb8
Product: glutamate dehydrogenase, mitochondrial
Biological process (GO): L-glutamate catabolic process
Cellular component (GO): mitochondrion
Molecular function (GO): L-glutamate dehydrogenase (NAD+) activity
Source: RefSeq, a predicted model, not a curated record
GAUUGCAAAUAUAUGUUAGUAUAUUCUUUUCACAGUUACAUUUUCUAAAUUCUCCUAAGGCCUAUUUUGUAUCUAAUUACUACGAUACUUUUUUAAGCUGCACAAUGCUUCGCAGCUUGGCAAGGAUCCGCCAUCGGAUGCCGUCAUGCUGUCCUUUGCUCGUUUCAGUUCGCAACGAACACAAGAUUCCAGAGAAAUUGCAAAGUGUGGAGACCGACAAGGACCCAGAGUUCUCGGCCAUGGUGCUCUACUACUAUCACAAGGCCGCCCAGACCAUGGAGCCCGAGCUCAUCAAGGAGAUGGAGAAGUAUCCGCAUAUGAAGGCCGAGGAGCGUCAGGCGCGAGUCUCUGCGAUCCUCAAUAUGCUCGGCAGUGUCUCCACCUCGGUGGAGGUUAACUUCCCUAUUGUGCGUAAGAACGGCACCUACGAGAUCAUCAGCGGCUAUCGCUCGCAUCACGUGCGCCACCGCCUGCCUUUGAAAGGCGGAAUACGUUAUGCCCUGGAUGUUAAUGAAAGUGAGGUGAAGGCCUUGGCCGCAAUCAUGACCUUCAAGUGCGCCUGUGUAAAUCUGCCUUAUGGCGGAUCGAAGGGCGGAGUGUGCAUCGAUCCCAAGCAGUACACCGUGGAUGAACUGCAGACGAUCACCAGGCGAUACACAAUGGAGCUGCUGAAGCGCAAUAUGAUCGGACCGGGAAUCGAUGUCCCAGCUCCCGAUGUGAACACCGGUCCGCGUGAGAUGAGCUGGAUUGUGGAUCAAUACCAGAAGACCUUCGGCUACAAGGACAUCAACUCCUCGGCAAUUGUCACCGGAAAGCCGGUUCACAUCGGCGGCAUUAAUGGCCGGCAUUCGGCAACGGGAAGAGGCGUUUGGAAGGCGGGGGAUCUCUUCCUGCAGGACAAGGAGUGGAUGGAGCUGCUUAAGUGGAAGACGGGCUGGGAGGACAAGCGGGUCAUAGUGCAGGGCUUCGGCAAUGUGGGCUCCUUUGCCUCCAAGUUUGUGCACGAGGCGGGUGCCAAGGUCAUCGGCAUCAAGGAGUUCGAUGUCUCGCUGUACAAUAAGGAUGGUAUUGAUAUUAACGAUCUCUUUGAGUAUGUGGAAGAAAAGAAGACCAUCAAAGGAUAUUCCAAGGCUGAGGAGUCGAAGGAGGAGCUGCUGACGGCUGAUACCGAUAUCCUAAUGCCCUGCGCCACCCAAAAGGUGAUUACCAGCGAGAACGCCAAUGACAUCAAGGCCAAACUGAUUCUGGAGGGCGCCAAUGGACCCACAACUCCUGCUGGCGAGAAGAUACUUUUGGAAAAGGGUGUGCUCCUGGUGCCCGAUCUCUAUUGCAAUGCGGGUGGUGUAACAGUGUCCUACUUCGAGUACCUAAAGAACAUAAACCACGUGUCCUACGGCAAAAUGAACUCGAAAUCCACCUCGCAAAUAAUUACCGAGCUGCUCAACUCGAUCAACGAGUCAAUGCAACAAUGUUCCGAUGAUUACCCCGAGAUCAAGGCCAAUAAGAAGCUUACGAAGAUACGGGAGUGCACCAGGGAGGCGGACAUCGUGGAUUCAGCUCUGCAAACCGUCAUGGAAUCCGCGGCCGCUGGCAUCAAGCAUAUGGCCCAUAAGUUUGAACUUUGCAACGAUCUGAGACGGGCCGCAUACGUUUGGUCCGCUUUUAAAAUCUUCCAGGCCCUAGAAAGCUCCGGCAUUUCUCAGCAGUGAUUAAUCAAUUAUAAUUUCCUUUUCUUUUUGUCGAAUAGUGCAGAUUCAUUUAUUUAUAAAAUAAAAAAAAAAAAAUAAAAAAUAAAAAAUCUGUGAAGAUUAA